Messenger RNA from Gastrolobium bilobum, 933 nucleotides. RefSeq lists its product as uncharacterized. NCBI's taxonomy places the organism in Eukaryota, Viridiplantae, Streptophyta, Magnoliopsida, Fabales, Fabaceae. The record is from RefSeq and is a predicted model, not a curated record. Gene Ontology annotation, cellular component: membrane. The transcript has a single exon. Bases 1 to 933 code for a protein of 310 amino acids.
AUGGGCUCUGUAAUUCCUCUGGUUUUGACGAUUUUUUCUUUGGUAUCAUUAACAUUUCUGGGAUCUGAUUCUCAGAGUGUCAAAUCAGUUCAUGUUCUUGACCUCCUCAUAAGGGAUCACACAUUCAAGUCAUUGGACAAAAACUUCAAGACAGGAACACCACAGUCAGUGAAAUUACCUUCAAAUUUAUCUGGCAUUAGAGUUGAUACUGUGAGGUUUAGAUGUGGUAGUCUGAGAAGGUAUGGUGCAAACUUAAAGGAAUUUCAUCUUAGCAUUGGUGUAACUGUGCAUCCGUGUAUUGAGAGGGUCAUGUUGAUUAGACAAAACAUGGGGUAUAAUUGGUCUUCUAUAUAUUAUGCAAACUAUGAUCUAUCUGGCUAUCAACUAGUUUCUCCAAUUGUUGGACUUCUAGCUUAUAAUGCUGAUGAAGAUGCAAACUCUAGCAACCCUUUUCAGCUUGGGAUUGUAGCCGUUGAAAACCCCAUGAUAAUUGAUUUCACCAAUACAACAAAGUUCAGCAAAGAAGAGGGAAUCAAACCAUUGUGUGCUAGUUUUGAAGGAGAUGGGAGAAUGACACUAGCAAAAGCAAACUCAACGUCACCACUUAUUUGUGUUGCAAAGAGACAUGGCCAUUUUGGUUUGGUUAUAGAGUCCUCUCCACAAGAUCAGUUCAGAAAGCCCAUAAGCCAGUGGAAAGUAGCAGUUGGGAGUACCAUUGGUGCUGCGUUGGGUGCUUUUCUUUUAGGGUUGCUUCUUGUGGCAAUGCUUGUUAGGGUGAAGAAGAAAUCAAGAAUGGUGGAGAUGGAAAGAAGGGCAUAUGAAGAAGAAGCCCUUCAGGUAUCAAUGGUUGGACAUGUGAGAGCUCCUACAGCAUCUGGCACACGAACAUCACCGAUACUUGAACAUGAGUAUAUACCUCAUCAUCCUCGUUGA